Molecule: messenger RNA, 1072 nt
Organism: Pteropus alecto (black flying fox)
Lineage: Eukaryota; Metazoa; Chordata; Mammalia; Chiroptera; Pteropodidae
Gene: PLPP4
Product: phospholipid phosphatase 4
Exons: 6
Coding region: 276-728 (150 amino acids)
Biological process (GO): phospholipid metabolic process
Molecular function (GO): phosphatidate phosphatase activity
Source: RefSeq, a predicted model, not a curated record
CAGGUUUACAGAGUUUUUGGAUCCGUUCCAGAGAGUCAUUCAGCCGGAAGAGAUCUGGCUCUAUAAAAAUCCUUUGGUGCAAUCAGACAACAUACCUACCCGCCUCAUGUUUGCAAUUUCUUUCCUCACGCCCCUGGCUGUUAUUUGUGUGGUGAAAAUUAUCCGGCGAACAGACAAGACUGAAAUUAAGGAAGCCUUCUUAGCUGUGUCCUUGGCUCUUGCUUUGAAUGGAGUCUGCACAAACACUAUUAAGUUGAUAGUGGGAAGAUGGAGUGAUGAACUCGGAAAUGCACUGCACAGGUGACCCCGAUCUGGUGUCCGAGGGCCGCAAAAGCUUCCCCAGCAUCCACUCCUCCUUUGCCUUUUCGGGCCUCGGCUUCACGACGUUCUACUUGGCUGGCAAGCUGCAUUGCUUCACCGAGAGUGGGCGGGGGAAGAGCUGGCGGCUCUGUGCUGCCAUCUUGCCCCUGUACUGCGCCAUGAUGAUCGCCCUGUCCCGCAUGUGUGACUACAAGCACCACUGGCAAGAUUCUUUUGUCGGUGGAGUCAUUGGCCUCAUUUUCGCAUACAUUUGCUACAGACAGCACUACCCGCCUCUCGCCAACACAGCUUGUCACAAACCGUACGUCAGUCUCCGAGUCCCGACCUCGCUGAAGAAAGACGAGAGGCCCACAGCGGACAGCGUGCCCGGCGUGCCUCUGGAGGGCAUCACGGAAGGCCCCGUAUGACAAGUCUCUCGGGAGGAUGAAUGUGAGCCCAGGGCACACUCUUCCACCCCGACGUUGUAACACUAUAGAAGAAGUUUUCCGUAGUGUGUUUCUCAUCAUCUGUUUCUCAAAGUUAUCCUUCUGCUUCCGUUUUGCCGAUGGUGUUCCUGCUACUUUAAAUGCCCACUUUCAACUUUCUUGAAUUUGCGGAGGAAGGACACAGAGACCGUCCCCCAGAGACAUGUGGAAGGAGGAUGGGGUGGGUCCAGCUCGGUCGGUUCUUCUAUCUGAAAUGUUUGCUGUGACAGCCGCCUUUCUGUGUUCCCAUGGUUGUACAACAUAAUAAAACCUCCCACCUGGAAGAC